UAUACGCACAGCUCUCUCAAUCUCUCUUUUGUUAAUUUUUUUUUUGUAUUAUGGACAACACCAAUGCAAAGCCUGAUUCUCAGCUUCCCCGAUUCGGAAACCUGGUCACGGUCCUCAGCAUUGAUGGCGGUGGGAUUAGAGGAAUCAUCCCCGGUGUUCUCCUCGCUUUUUUAGAAGCUGAGCUUCAGGUUUCAGUUCCUCUUCAAUUUUUGUGUGUUUUUUUUUUUUGGGGUGAUUUUGUUUUGUAUACAAAUGUCAAAGAAAAGCCCUACUUGGUUUAUCUUGUUCUUGACCUUGUUACAUUUUCAAUAUAAUCUUCCACAUUUCAUUUCUGACACGGUGACACUCGAAAUCAAAAUUAUUUAUUUAUUUUUUUAUUUUUUAUUUUUAUUUGUGAAACAUGCGUGAGUUCAUCUUUCCGGCAGAAAUUGGACGGACCGGACGCAAGAAUCGUAGACUACUUCGAUGUGAUUGCCGGAACGAGCACCGGUGGGUUGGUGACCGCUAUGUUGACUGCCCCGAAUGGACAAGGUCGUCCUCUAUAUGAAGCCAAAGAGAUCAAGGACUUUUACCUUCAACACGCUCCCAAAAUCUUUCCUCAGAGCUUUCCGCUUCUUCAACCAUUUCUUCAAACUGGACAAGACGUGAGGACAGCAAUCAUAGGGCCAAAAUACGACGGCAAAUAUCUCCACAAACUCAUCCAAGACAUACUCGGAGACACAAGGUUGCACCAAACGUUGACCAACGUCGUCAUCCCGGCUUACGACAUCCGACAGCUCCAGCCGGUCAUCUUUUCCAGCUUCUCGUUGAAAAAAGACCCGAUUCUGGACUGCAAACUCUCGGAUGUGUGCAUUUCCACAUCAGCAGCUCCGACUUAUCUUCCGGCGCACUAUUUUGAGAAUCAACAUGGUGAUGGAAGUGUGAGGCAAUUCAAUAUGAUUGAUGGUGGUGUUGCUGCCAAUAAUCCGACUUUGAUAGCAAUGCACCAUCUGACAAGGCAACUGACCCUGGGAAAUAAGGAGUUCAACACCAACACAAGCCCCUUGGACUACACUAAAUUCCUGGUAUUAUCGUUGGGAACCGGGACAGCCAAGAACGAAAACAAGUUCAAAGCCAAGGAUGUAGCAAUGUGGGGUGUUGUCAGUUGGUUGACCGCCGGUUUUACGACACCGAUCAUUGAUGUUUUCCAGACCGGAAGUAGUGAUAUGGUUGACAUUCAUCUCAGUACUACUUUCGAAGCCCUUCGCUCUGAAGACAACUACCUUCGGAUUCAGUGUGACUAUUUAACUGGGGAUCUCAGUCUGCUGGAUCUUGCCACACAGAGAAAUUUGGAGAAUUUAGUCAAAGUUGGUGAGAAGUUGUUGACCGAACCAGUUUCAAGGGUGAAUUUGGACACCGGAGAUAAUGAGCCUGUAAAUCAAGGAACUAACGCGGAGGCUCUGAAAAAGUUCGCUGUAAUGCUUUCUCAAGAGAAACGCAACCGUAACGCCAGGGCAGCAGCGGCUGGGAAUUGAAUUAAUUGAUCACCAAUUGGUGCUAUUGUCCAAAUGCGCUUGAUCGACCUUGCAAACAUCAUCAUCAUCAAUAAAAUAAUGUUACCACAUGUACUGUUGUUCAAAUAAUUCAAUACUCCUAUUUCAUUGGUCCCAAAAAAAUUAGUGCAUGUGUUUUGUUGAAGUGAAAUAUGUAAUAAAUCCAAGAGUUUUUUUUGGGGACAGAGAAGUAUUAUUUUCAAAGUUGUUAUUAUAGUAUUUACUAAUGUUAUAAGAAGGGAGGACUGUAUACUUACUUUGUACUAAGGGAGCAAUAAUUGUGCAAGGUG
Molecule: messenger RNA, 1822 nt
Organism: Oldenlandia corymbosa var. corymbosa
Lineage: Eukaryota; Viridiplantae; Streptophyta; Magnoliopsida; Gentianales; Rubiaceae
Source: the annotation of a GenBank genome assembly